This is a messenger RNA of Saxophila tyrrhenica, 432 nucleotides long. RefSeq lists its product as uncharacterized. NCBI's taxonomy places the organism in Eukaryota, Fungi, Ascomycota, Dothideomycetes, Mycosphaerellales, Extremaceae. Bases 1 to 432 code for a protein of 143 amino acids. The transcript has a single exon. The record is from RefSeq and is a predicted model, not a curated record.
AUGUCAUCCCCAGCUUCAGACAAGAGAGAGUCCCCUACCCUCAUGACCCUUCCUCAGGAGAUACUGGACAUGAUGCUCGGAUUCGCUUACAAUGAAGAAGUCGACGAAAUCGAGCUAAAGUGGUUUUCGAAAGCGAAUUGGCAGGAAAGAGAGGGUCGCAGGGUCCCAUGGGUCGAUGGGGUUAAUGGGUUGGAACGAGGACCCCAACCACCGUUCACAAAAUGCAAGGCCAGCGACUUCCUGGUGUCCAAAAGAUACUUCCGAUCUGCGGCAAAGGCAUACAUCAGCCGCCAGGGGAUUUACAGCAUCUCGUUCCUGGAUGAAAAGUACGGCAUCAUUGCGGCCUUUAUUUCCACUCUAUCGGUCUCUGACUUCGGCAACAUUCCUUGGAGCCGAUUGCCAAACCUGCAGACCGUAGAGUUGUUGGUUUAA